GGUUCUACAAAGACAUGAAUGCAAAAGGUCUUGAGAAAAAGUCCAACUUUGAGCUGCUAGAAAAAGAAGUGGGCCUGGACCUCUUCUUUCCUCAACAGCUGAUUAACAGCAUGAAGUCAAAGCAGCUACGGAAGUUGAUCCAGCAAACAUUUCAACGGUAUGCAACACUCAAGGAGGAUGACUGCAUGAUCAAGUUUUUUGAGACCCUCAAAGACUUCGUCAAUUAUGAUGAGGAGGUUUUCCGGUGUGAACUAGUGCAAGGUUGGAGUCUAGCAGUGGAGCUGGUCAUCGGCGGGAGGGGGAUUCGACAACGCACACAGAAGAAUUCAGCACCUGUUUUUCUAGCUGACUUCAAACAGAUCAAGAAAAUACAAUGUUCAUCUCUGAGUGACAACAAGGCUCUCAUAGACCUCAGCGUAGAGGGGGCCAGACAAUGUCUGUCGAUCAAUGUGGCCACGAUGCCGAUGGCUGAGAACAUGAUGGACCUUAUUGAUGGCUACUGUCGCUUGGAAAAGGACACAGAUGAAAGUGUCAUCUACCAACCAAACAAAGAAGCCAACACGCGGCUCGCCCUACCUGAGCUUCCUACAAACACCAGAAACAGCAGCUCGCUCAGACACAGCAUGGGGUCAGAUAUCUAUUGUGAGAUUCUUGAUGAAAGGCCGACGUCAGUUGUGAAGUACGGGAUUGACAGAGGUGACAUUGUUCUUGGCAAAAUCCUUGGUGAGGGUUUUUUCGGGGAAGUCUACGAAGGAGUUUACAAAAAAGACAGUGGCGAAAGGGUUAAUGUGGCAGUAAAGACGUGCAAAGACUGCUCACCCGAUGUGAUGGAGAAGUUCAUGAGUGAAGCAGUAAUUAUGAAGAACCUCGAUCAUCAGCACAUCGUCAAACUGAUCGGAAUCAUCGAGGAGGAUCCUGUGUGGAUCGUUAUGGAGCUUUAUCAGUAUGGAGAGCUGGGGAACUACCUAACUCAGAACCAGAAAACACUGACAAACACAACUCUGGUGCUGUUCAGCCUGCAGAUCUGCAAAGCUCUUGUCUACCUCGAAGGGGUCAACAUGGUACACAGAGACAUCGCGGUUCGGAACGUGUUGGUCGCCAGUCCGGACUGCGUGAAGCUUGGAGACUUUGGUCUGUCGAGAUACAUCGAGGAUGAAGAAUACUACAAAGCGUCUGUUACCCGCUUGCCGAUCAAGUGGAUGGCCCCAGAGUCCAUCAACUUCAGACGGUUCACCUCAGCCAGUGAUGUGUGGAUGUUUGCUGUAUGUGUGUGGGAGAUAAUGAGCAGAGGACAGCAGCCGUUUUUCUGGCUUGAGAACCGAGACGUGAUCAACCAACUGGAGCAGGGAAUCAGGCUGCCUAAGCCAGACAACUGCCCUCCUGCCCUCUACUCACUGAUGACCCGCUGCUGGUCCUACGAUCCCCGAGAGAGACCCACCUUCACUGAGCUGGUCGUCAAAAUCAGUGAUGUCCACCACAUGGAGAAGGAGCAGGAAGUGGAGAGAGAGAGGGACAGAGGGCGCUCCACAAAACUUUUCGACACGAAGUUCAGCUUUAAUGAGCCUCCUCCCAAGCCUUCAAGAAUGAAACCGGGGCGGUUCGGGAACACGCUCAGUAUUGGUCUACAUAUUCAGCUGAAUGAGGCUUUGUGUGCCAGCUCCCCUGACCUGGCCAGCCCAUGUGAGUACCAGUCCCCCGUCGACUCCAUGAACACGCUUGCGUUGCCAGCCAGCUCCCCUCGGCGUCGAAGCAUGGUGGAGGGCGAGUUUUUCCGUGUGGAACCAAACAGCAGGGCGGACGCCACGCGUAUGUGGCAGACGGAGCGACGGCAAAUGCAGAACACUCUGCGCCAGCAGAAAGAGCAGAUGAUGGCGGAUGAAAAGUGGCUGGAGAAGGAGGAGAGACUCCUGGUGGGAAACAGAGCAUCAUUAAGUUUUGUCAACCCCCUCUCUGUGUCUCUGUGUCCCCCCACUCAAUUCAACACGGCCCCGGAGGCUUCGUGGAACAAGAGAUCAUUAAACAAUAUCAACCCACUCGUUCACUCUCGACGCCCCGCUAGCCUUAAAUUGAAUGUUCCCCUGAUAACAGUUCCAAAGAGGGGGUCCAUAUUAUAUAAAGUGAAAGUGCCUGUUCUCUUGCAGGACCCCAUGGGACCAGACACUCCUGUCAGUCCAGCGUCACCUGAAGCUGAAGCAGAGAAUGCACCUCCAGAGAAACCCCCGCGGCUCACGGCACAGCCCGCACCCACAGCUGAGCUGGACCGUUCUGACGACAAAGUGUACCAGUACGUCAUGGACCUGGUCAAAGUUGUCGUCCAGCUCAAGAAUGACAUCCCAGAUGUGCCGCCGGAGAAUUAUAUCACCAUUGUGAAGUCCGUUGGGAUGGCUUUACGAGACCUGAUUCGCAGUGUGGAUGACAUACUGCCCACCUUACACGAGUCUGUCAGGACUGAGAUCGAGGGCACCCAGAAGCUGCUGAACAACGACAUGGCGGAGCUCAUCAGCAAAAUGCGGCUGGCUCAGCAGAACGCCAUCACCUCUUUGAAGGAGGAGUGUAAGAAACAGAUGCUGGCUGCAGCUCACACUCUGGCUGUGGACAGCAAGAACAUGUUGGAUGCUGUGGACCAAGCCAGAGUCAGGGCCAACUUGGCUAAGCCAGUGGGGCCCUAGUAGACUGUAAGUUCUCUUUUCAGUGUCAGGGAUCCUACUAGGGCUGGGUUAAAAUAUUCGAUCGAGAUCAGUCUUUUAAUAUGUUCCUUUUCCCAACUACAUGUGAAGCUUUCACCCCAUUCAUUUCACUGGUAUUAAACG
Molecule: messenger RNA, 2810 nt
Organism: Plectropomus leopardus (leopard coralgrouper)
Lineage: Eukaryota; Metazoa; Chordata; Actinopteri; Perciformes; Serranidae
Source: RefSeq, a predicted model, not a curated record